UUAGAGUGUAGAUGUAUUUAUCAUAUAGUAGAUAUGACUAUAAAAACUUCACUACAUUUCUUCCCAUUUUUAUGCUAUAAUGAAUGAGAUAAAUGUCUACAAGUUAUUGUUACUAUAAUUUUAUUUACUACUAUACUACUGAAAUCUAUUCUCUUGGAAAUACUAAGAGAGUCUUUAUAAAAUAGAUAAACAUUUCAACAAUAACAAAAAAAAUGUAUUCAAGUCAUAAUCAUCUUCAUAAUUUUAUUAAUAAUAUCAUUAUUAUUAUAAUAAGUAUUAUUUUCUUAUUGUUAAAUAAUUCAAUUUCAUAUAAAGUAAAUUUAAACAAAUUUAGUGCAACAGGAGGGAAAUUCAAUUCAGAACUAUGCGAUAAAUGGACAUUGAACACAUUAUCUCAUGGAUUAAAUGUUCAAUUAUUCAAUUAUUCAAAUAUCUAUCAGUAUAUACCACAAAUUAGUAUUAUAAUUAUUGCACAUAAUGAAAAUAUAUUAAUAUUACAAAAGACAAUUAAAAGUAUUAUGAUUAAUACAAAUGAAUUAUUAAUGAAUAAUCGUAUCAAAGAAAUCAUACUAAUUGAUGAUUAUAGUAAUCCAGCAAUACAAAUGAAUAUUGGAUUGUUGAAUAAAACUAUUCGUGUAUUACGUAAUCCAAAGAGAAUGGGUUUAAUUAAAUCUCGUAUGAAUGGUGCACGAAAUGCUAGUGGUGAUAUAUUAGUAUUUCUUGAUGCACAUAUUGAAACAUUGAAUCAUUGGCUGGAACCAUUAAUUGUUCAAUUAAUCAGUUUAAGGAAACAAAGCCGUCACCACCACCAACAACAACAACAUGAAGAAUCCCAAUGGAUAACAAGUGAAGGCACUUCAAAACCAUUAUAUAAUGCAAAACAUUUCAUUGUCAGUCCAAUCAUCUUAUCAACUUCAGAUAAGAUAGAUUAUGACAAUAUUGAAGACAAUUUAUACUUAGGAGGUUUUUCAUGGGAUCUAAUAUUUAGAUGGCAUCAUGUGAAUGAGGUAGGAACAGUUAUAUCACCAUCAUUUGAACAACAUGAAACUGAUGCAUAUCGUUUAAUUCAACCGAGACCAACACCUGCAUUAGCCGGUGGUAUAUUUGCUGUAUGGAGAGAUGAUUUUUUUUAUUAUGGUGGUUAUGAUGAAGAAAUGAUUAUAUGGGGUGGAGAGAAUAUUGAGUUAUCACUACGGACAUGGAUGUGUCAUGGACAAAUUGAAAUUAUACCAUGUAGUCGUGUUGGUCAUUUAUUUCGUGAUCAACAUCCAUACACAUUUCCCAUGGGUAAAGAGUUCACUAUUCUACAUAAUUAUAAGCGUACUGUACUUGUCUGGUUCUUACAUGAAAUAAAUUCAACACUUGCAAGAGAAUAUCUAGGUUAUUUCUAUACAAGAUUACCAGAAGCAAAGAUGAUUCCAGCUGGAGAUUUAAAAUCACGUAAAUUGAUUCCAACUACUUUAAAUUGUCAUAGUUUCACCUGGUACCUAGAGAAUAUCUAUCCUUUACUGAGACAAGAAGCUAAAUCAAUUCAUAUUAGUCAGGAUACAUACUUUGUAACAGCAUUCGACAGUACAUGAAUCCUCGUGACUAGUUCAAGUGAAAUCUACUAGGAAUAAUGUUAUACUCUUUGAUGAUGGCAGUUCAAUAAAUUUCUGACAAAAACAUUAGAACACUAAGAUGGCCUUAACAAAGCUAUUUUCAACCUAGAAAAGAUUAUUUUACUCCUUUUAUAUAAUUUUAUGUGAAUGAAAUAUUUCUGACUUGUUUUAAUUUACUCUUUAGUACAAUUGUAUAAAGUGAUUUGAAUAAAAAAUAU
Messenger RNA from Heterobilharzia americana, 1819 nucleotides. The record is from the annotation of a GenBank genome assembly. NCBI's taxonomy places the organism in Eukaryota, Metazoa, Platyhelminthes, Trematoda, Strigeidida, Schistosomatidae.